Messenger RNA from Ilex paraguariensis (yerba mate), 1124 nucleotides. The record is from the annotation of a GenBank genome assembly. NCBI's taxonomy places the organism in Eukaryota, Viridiplantae, Streptophyta, Magnoliopsida, Aquifoliales, Aquifoliaceae.
CUUUUCUCCAUCUCCAUCGCUUCUCUGUCUGUGCGACGUCCGUCGGAGCGACGAAGCCGGAGCUCUCUCUCGCUGCAACGAAGACCGAAGGGAUACGUGGAAUAACCUGUGGGUUUUCUUAACUCUCUUCUACUUGAAAGGAAUUAGUGUGUGUCUUAUUCAAAGAACUUGAUUUGGUUGAUGGUGGUUAUGGAGGCAAUGGUGAAAAAAUAUCAGCAGAAGUUCAGAAAGGUGAGAGACGAAAUGGAUCGAUGGGACGAACUUCAGUCUAGAUUGCUUUCACAGUUCAGGAAUGCUUCUUCCAUUAUCCAGAGGUUACAGGUGAUUCAAAAUCCAAAGAAUUAUGGUGCUUUGCAGUGUGUUGAUAGUAUUGGAGAUGCACUCUUGGCAAAGCAAAUGGAGUCUUUGCAAACUAUCUUGCUUUCAAUGAACAAGACUAUGGUAGAUUUUCACGGUGUUGUUUUGUCACUUGAUAAAAAUUUUCGUGACGGGAGGCAGCUAGUAAAAGGGGGGUCUAUGCAGCCAACAAUGAGACAACUGCAGCAGCAAAUUGGUUUAAAACCAACUCUUGCAGAUUGCUUGGACGGGCUUGGGCUUCUUCAUGAGAUGCACAAUUCAGAGUACAUUCUUAAAUUAUCUGUGGUAUCAGCACUUCCAGCUCUAACCUUGAAACCCAGUGCCAGUGAUUUGGGUGCCCUCCAGCAACUCCUGGUUGAUCAGCCUAACAUUCCCAAUGAAGAAGUGCAAUUCAUAUUUGACAUCAUAUUCGCUGAAGAGAUAUGUUGAUAUGUUGUCCAUGACGAUGAUUUGAAACCUUGAAGUAUUGUGCGAAAUGGAAGUCUCUUUGUUGCAGGAGACGACGAGGAUGAUGAUGGCAGUGAGGCUCUUUUCUAUGCUUGUGACACUACAAGGAAUGCCCGUUAAGCUUCUUUAACCACUUGAUUCGAGAAACUGGGAGCACAUUUUUUUUGGAUAGCAAGAAGUAUCUAUUUCGUUGUAACUAGUAACAUGUCCUUUUUGAUGUUUUAUGAGAUGUACAAAUUUCUUGACAUUGUUCCGAUUUUGUUACGUAUAGUUUCUCUCUAUGUAAGUUAUAUCGUGUAGUCCCAACCCUAUAUUCCGUG